Molecule: messenger RNA, 4590 nt
Organism: Penicillium cataractarum
Lineage: Eukaryota; Fungi; Ascomycota; Eurotiomycetes; Eurotiales; Aspergillaceae
Exons: 3
Coding region: 1-4590 (1529 amino acids)
Biological process (GO): regulation of transcription by RNA polymerase II
Cellular component (GO): mediator complex
Molecular function (GO): transcription coregulator activity
Source: RefSeq, a predicted model, not a curated record
AUGAAUCCCGCCCAGUUCUCCAACCCCGGCGGGGGCAUGCCUGGACUCGUCAAGCCAGGCAUGCCGCAGCAACAGCAGCAGCAGCAGCAACAACAACAGCAGCCGCAGCGUAAUGAUAACGGCCAGAUGAUCAUGAACCAAGUUGGACACGAGCUACAAAUGCAGCCUCGACUCGGUGGAUGGAGAGAUGAAGUUCCCAUCAGGGUUCGAGCUAUGCAUGUUUUCCAAAUGAUUACCUCCCUUCGAUUGAUCCAACCUCGAAUCGACCUGAAGCAGGCUGGCAACGCUGCGAUUGCCUUUGAAACUAAUGCCUGGAAGAAGUCCAAAGAUUUGAGCGAAUACGAGAAGACUUGCGCCGAGAAACUCAACCAUAUCAAAGAUACCCGCCAGAGACAAGCCGCCGUUGCGCUUCAAAGCGGAAUGAUGCCCCAGGGUGGGCCCGCUAUGCAGAGCCAGCUUCAGGGCGGGAUUCCCCCUCAGAUGAACCCGAACAUGCAGACCUCGCCCGUGGCUCAGGGUCAACCUCAAAUGAUGGGCAUGAAUGCUCCCAACCAGCAGGCGGCUAUGCAACAGCGCCAGCAACAGCAGCAACAUCAACAGCAGCAGCAAGUCAUGCUUCAGCAGCAACAGCAACAGCAGCAACAAUUGCAGCAGCAGCAACAGCAACAGCGGGCCCAGCAACGCCCUGUCAAUGGUGUUCCUCUUACCGACGACAUCCCUGCUCUCCAGAACCCUGACGCGGAACACGUGCAACGACUUGCGCAACAAAUGAUGUCCAAGACAUCCCCAGAGGACGUUGAAAAGAUCAAGUCGAAUCUUGCCAACAUGAAUCCGGAGCAGCGACAGUAUUUGCAACGAAAGGGCAUCGAUCCAGUCAAUUACUUCUUCCGCACGCAGGCUCUGGGUCAUUUGCGACGAUACCGUCGCUCUCGCAUGGAGAUGGGCCGCAAUGCCAAUCUUGCCAAUCCCGAGGCCAUGCUCACGAAUGAUCCGAUGAUGAGCCAACAGGCGAUGUUCCAAAACAUGAUGAACCUUCAGCGCAGCAACUCGACUUUCUCCGGUAACCAAGCUCAGGGUCAGGACCCGAACGCUUUCUUCGGCAACGUGGAGAACAUCCAGGGCCAGCAAGCUGACGGUCUUCGCUCGCAGGAAGCCGGUCAGCUAGUUGUUCCUGCCAGCUCAUCGCAAAUGAAUCAGACACCGUUCAACAACCAGCAGAACCUGUUUCAACAGCAGUCUGGUCAGAACGGUCAAGGGAACGGGACUAUGAACGGUCUGGGCAUGAACAAUCAGGCGUUCAACCAACAGCACAUGCAGCAGAGUCUCCCCAACGGAGCCCAGCAGUUCCAGGCUCAACAGGCCCAAGCCCAGGCUCAGGCUCAGGCCCAGCAAGCUCAGGCUCGUGCCCAUGCUGCUCAGAAAGCGCAGCUGGCAAUGUCGGGCCAGGUUAAUUCGCAAGCUCAAGUCCCAUUUCCCCAACAGAGUCCCGUCAUGCCGAUGCUGAAUCAGGGAAUGCCUCCCGGUCAGAUUUCCCCUGUCCCAAUGUCGGCCCAGGUUCGACCUCCGUCUCGCCCGGCGAAUAUGGGCCAGCACCCAGGUGGUAUGCAGACCGGACAACCCACCAUGCAAAAUCGCCCUCCAAUCCCUCCCAGUCUUCCCCAGGCGGUUCGGGACCAAUUGGCUCAAAUGAGCAAUGAGCAGCUUCAUAACUUCCUUCAGAAUCAACGCCGUGUUCAUGCCAACAACAUGGCUCGAGCCAACGUUCAGCAGCAGCAACUACAGCAGCAACAGCCACAACAGCCGCAGCAGCAGCAACAGCCGCAGCCGCAACAACCGGUGCAGCAAAGCUCUCUCCCGCAGGAUGGCCAAAAUCAAGCCAUGUUCACUGGAGGACAAAUGGCCAACAAUCCUCGAAUGAGAGCCUCCAUGAGUAUGCCACAAGGCAUGAACCCGGCAGCUGGUCUCGUUCAAAACCCACAGCAGAUGACUCCUCAGCAACGGGCCGUGCAUUUGCACCGACAGAACGAGAUGGCCAGGCUGGCCGCCCUCCGGAAACAGAACAACGGCCAUGAGAUGACUGUUGAGCAGCAAAAGGAAAUGGACCGUGUCUCUUUCCCAACGUCGCUGAUUGCGAAUAACCCUCAAGUGCCACAAAACAUCAAGACUUGGGCUCAGAUCAAGCAUUGGGCGAGCACUAACCCCAUCACUACUACUGGUGUAGAAUUCAGUCGCCUCUUGACUCUUCAAAAACUUCACUUUGCCCAGAUCCUGGCUACGAAGCUUGCCCAGCAACAGAACCAACAGAACCAACAAAAUCAACAAAAUCAAAGUCAAAUCCAGCAGACUUUCCAGGGCCCUCAAAAUGGGAUGCAGGCCCCUCAGAGUCAUCCGAAUCCCGCAAUGGCCAUGGCAAUGCGACCAAUCACCAAUGAUGAUAUUCAAACCGCUCGCCAGAGGCUGGGAAACAAUUCGGCCAACUACGACGACGACCAGAUUCGCGAGCUUCUUCGGACCAAACAGAGGCAGAUGAUCGAGCAAGCUGCCCAUCAACGGGCUCUUGCUUUGAAUCAAGGAGUCCCUCAGCCUUCUGGCUCCGUACCUCCAACCCAAACGCAGACUCAAUCACUCAGUGUUCCCCAGCAGCCCUUGCAAGUCCCUGGUGAUCUGCAGCCUCCGAAUCAGAGGCAGCCACAGACGGCCUCUGCUCCCAAGAGUGGUAAAGCCCCGGCCGCUGUGAACCAGAGAUCGAAGAAGCGACCAAUCCCAGAUGACGGGAUUGAGAUAACGGGCAUGAACAUCACCCCUCAGCAAAGUCAUGCUCCUCCAACCACUGCUGCCCCUGCAGCUCAAAAACCAGGGAUCAGUCAAGUAUUCUCACAAGAGACCUUCAAUUCCAUGACUCCCGAACAGCGUCUGGCAGUUGAACAGACAAUGCGGCGCCAUCAGCAGGGGUACUUCCGCCCUCCGCAUCCCAAUCGGGCCGCUGCUGAACAUAAUUGGAAUACGAAUCUCCCACCGAAACUCUUGGAGGCUUAUGCCGAGAUCUCCAAGGCUGCUCCGCCCCCAAACAUUUUGCCUAUCUCUCCAGAACAGAAAGCGAUUAUGACCCAGCAGCUGCAAGAAUCCAUCGACAUCCUCUCUCGAGUGGAUAUCAUGAUUUUGCAAGCAUUCGCCAAGGCGAACAACCAAGAACGAAGUGUGCGAAACAUACUUGCCAUGCGAUUCCAGUUGAUGCGUCAAUUCAAGAACACUGCGGAGUGGAUCCCCAAUGAGAAUUUCACCGUCAACCCCGACUACUUGACUGGUUCCAUUCUUUUCAUUCGCAGGUUCUUCCAGGCGGUGAUCCAGCGGGCAAAUGAGCGCCGGACUGCUCCUUCCCAGGCCAACGCCCCGAUUGCUCAGUCGGAACAGCCUGGACAGACUUCCGCUCUGAAUGCGAACAACCUUAAGCAGCUACAGCAACAACAGGAUGAGGCCCUUCAGCGCGCCCGUCGUGCUUCCAGCCAGUCUGCGCCCGUACCUGCACCUUUCGGUGCUCCCUCACCCCAAGGUGUUCCAGCAUAUGGUUCAGGAGGACUUGCUCCCGAGAAACUGAAGCUCCCUCCGCCCAAAAAGCGCAAGCAGUCUCACACCGGUGUAUCCUCAUCUCCCGUGCCGGCUAGUGCUCCAAUUAUUGCCGAUGCGAGUUACAAGAAGGCCGUCGCGGACGCCAAGUCGACGGCUGCCGCUCUGGCUGGUGCAUUCAAGUGCGGUGUGGUUGAAUGCCAGCAUCAUUUCCAAGGUUUCCCAACCCAGGCCGCUCUAGACAAGCAUGUUGAGGAGAGCCACAAGCCAGAGAUGGAAGAAGUGAUCGAGGAUCCUAUCCAAUUCUACCUUGACAGCCUUGACAUCGGUCUUGGGUUGACAGUAGAUAACCAGGGAGCCCAACCGAUUGCUCCUACCGGCACCAGCACUGCUCGAUUGAUGCCGUCUCCCGUCAAGCCUGGCCUGGCCACUCCCGCCUCCUCCACUACGACCCCAAUGAUGCGAGCCACGAGCCAGGUCGUUGCCAAGGGUGUGUCACCCGCUGCAUCUGCCCAGCAGCUCACCCCUCAGCUGGAGCAGGCCAAGAAACCGGGUCAGAAGCUUACCACGCUUGAGCAACCGUCGGAGCCCGCUCUCGCAUGGGCUAAUUCCCAGGUGACUCCUCAGGAGCUUCAGAACACCUUUGAUCCUCUUUUCGACGAGGUUGAUCCGUGCAAUGGGCUCAGCAUGUACUCUAGCGAGCCUUGGAGUUUUGACGCCUUACUAGCCAGCGAGUCCGCUCGUCGUGACCCGACAGAGGAUACUCCCGACUCCGAUGAUCUGGCCUUGGCCACUGAGACUCCCCAGGAUGAUCCUAUUAAUUGGUCCGAGUGGGCAAUGUACGAUGAAGAAUCCGCUGCGGCCACCGCAGAGUGGAUGAAGAUUCCGCUCGAGCUCCAGGACAAUUCUGGCGACGGUAUCAAGGGUGUACGUGUUGACUUUGACCGCCUCGAGCGUGAGCAGCGUGAGGAGAAGGAAGCUGCCCUCCGCGGUAGGGCCGGCCUUGUUGUCCCUACUGCGGUGUGA